UACACAGCGAGAAAGGAACACAUGUCUGCCGAAUUGAGCUUAUUCAAGAGACUGCCGUUUCCCUAUGCGAAGGAGCUCAAAGACCUUCGCAACGAAUCAAGACCAAAUCUCUACUUUGAAAAUGUUAACCAAAGUUUAUACGCUGCUAUAAAGUACAUUAGAAAUGAACUUGUGUUUAAAAAGCUCAAAGAUAGACAAAAAUUGGUUCUUGAUAGAUAUAUUUCAGAUAUAGCCGGUCUCCCAAGGCUCAAUGUUGAUCAUUAUUACCCACCUGAAAAUAUUGACAAAAUGGACAAAUUUUUAACAAAGUUGAAACAAUCUGGAAUCAGCCAAGUACAUUAUGUUUCGAUUGUCUACUACAUCCUCAAGGACUUUUCAUUUGAUGCUGCUGAAAGCUAUAUCAAAAAUGGUGCAUCAAAAGAAUUGUCACAAUUAGGGAACCAGUCAUUAAGCUGCAGAAUUAGUAAAAAUCAAUAUGAUUUGAUAAACUCCAUCUAUUAUUUUGAUAGGUUCAAUAUAGUGAAGGCCUUAAGAUUUUUACAAAGUGGGAGCGUCGCAAUUCAAAGCCCUCAGUUCAUUGAUCACUUAAUUAGAUUGGCAAACAUAAUACCCUACCAUCCAGAAAC
Molecule: messenger RNA, 626 nt
Organism: Hansenula anomala
Lineage: Eukaryota; Fungi; Ascomycota; Saccharomycetes; Phaffomycetales; Wickerhamomycetaceae
Exons: 1
Source: RefSeq, a predicted model, not a curated record